Pieris brassicae (large cabbage white) is the source of this 2033-nucleotide messenger RNA. It is a transcript of the gene NimB, whose product is annotated as fibrillin-1-like. The transcript is spliced from 8 exons. Lineage: Eukaryota; Metazoa; Arthropoda; Insecta; Lepidoptera; Pieridae. The record is from RefSeq and is a predicted model, not a curated record. Bases 158 to 1894 code for a protein of 578 amino acids.
ACGGAAUCAUUUGAAUCUCUGAACACAAAUCAUCCAUAACCGGCACACAGUACUUAGUGCUUUUGUAUUGGUUAAACUGAGUAGUUGAUAAAAUUGUAUUUAUUAUAGCUAUUUAUCUAUAGAACUACAAUAAUUAUAGCGUGGUUAAUAUCUGAUCAUGGGUCGGAUAUUAGCUAUUUUAGUCCUGGUUUGCGUGUACGCGGCCAAUGCACAGUAUGUGAAGUCAGUUAAAGGUGGUCACCAAGGCGGAUAUUAUCGUCAAUACAAUCCUGGAGCUAAACUACCUGACUUUCACGGUAACUCAACACAAGGAGGUUUUAGCUCUCAAAAUAGAACACAAAUGCACGUCAACUAUGAUAUAGGUGUUUGUUAUACAGAAGUACCUACUGCCAGUUUAGUUCACAGUCAAGCCCAUAUCCCUGUUGGAAACGGUUCACGCCCAGAACUAAGCCGUAUCCGAUCAUGUUGUCAAGGCUACAUAAGAAAUAUCCAUAACUUCUGGAUUUGUGAUCCAGUUUGCACACAGGAGUGUGUGAAUGCUCUAUGUACAGCUCCAGAUACCUGCUCCUGUUUCCCGGAUCACGUGAAAAAUCUUGCGGGUUUCUGCAUCCCAACAUGUCCCAUUGGCUGCCAGAAUGGCCAAUGCGCUGGCGGAGAAUGCUUAUGCAAGGAAGGCUUUGCUUUAGACUCUGAGAGCAAAUAUUGUUUCCCUUCAUGUAAAGAAAAUUGUGGAGGAAUUGGAAAUUGCACCGCACCGAACAUCUGUGACUGUAGGAAAGGGUAUCAUUCAACACCAACUGGAAACUGCAAGCCUGUGUGUGAAAAAUGUGAAAACGGCGAUUGUGUGGCGCCUAAUGAGUGCCGAUGCAAACAUGGUUACGAGAGAAACCCACAAUCUGUUUGCGCACCUCAAUGCCCUCAAAAUUGUGCACCUAAUGGCAAAUGCGUUGCACCGGGUAAAUGUGAAUACCCUGAAACAACCACCCCAUUAAUAUCGCCGACCUUCCGACCCUCACCUAACAUUCCACUUUAUCCUGGUAAUCAAGUUUAUGCUGGUAACAAUACCAAACCAGGGAAUUAUUCAGGUCCUUAUCCCGGACACCAAUCAGGAUAUCCGGGGCAAUCGGGCCAAUCGGGUUAUCUAGGGCACUCAGGUCAGCCUGGAGAAUCCAGAUAUCCGGAACAAACAGGUUAUCCAGGGCAGUCAGGACAACCAGGACAAACAGGAUAUCCGGGGCAACCGGGCCAAUCGGGUUAUCUAGGGCACUCAGGUCAGCCUGAAGAAUCCAGAUAUCCAGAACAAACAGGUUAUCCAGGGCAGUCAGGUCAACCAGGACAAACAGGAUAUCCGGGACAAGCAGGUCAGCCUGUACAACCAGGAUAUCCAAACCAAUAUCCCAGAUAUCCCAGUCAGUCAGGACACUCCAACCAAUAUCAACCUGAGCCCCAGAGCGCUGGCCAAGGCAACCAAGGAUAUGCUAACCAAAACCACGCCUAUCCCCCUAGUUCAGGGCUUUCCGGAAACCAAGUUAACACAGGCUUACAAGGUCAACAAUUGUAUCCUGAUAUUCAGCAGUAUAACCAAGAAUAUGAACCGGAUUGCUUGCGGCAAUGCGUUAAUGGAUUCUGUGUAGAGGGAAAUAAAUGUCAAUGCAACAAAGGCUUUUUACUGGAUAAAAGUGACCCCACCGAGUCGAGAUGUAUACCUCAUUGUGCUGGCGGCUGUUUGAAUGGUGUAUGUUCAGCACCCAACUUCUGUAUUUGCAACAUGGGCUAUUACAAGGAUCACAGCGUGAAAGGAAGGCCACAAUGUGUAAAAAGGAAUAAAAGAUCUGUAGAAAAAACACCAAACACUGCCGAAUUUCUUGUUUUUGAUUUUCCGGAAAUGAUCUAAUAUAUUUUUUCUAAUGAUUCAUGUCUAAAUGUACUUUUGUCUGAAAUGUAAUUUAUUAUUGAAAUAAAAGAAUCAUAUUUUUUACAAUAUAAUAUAGGAUUGUAUGUUUUUUUUAUUAGUCAUAAAAGUUUUAUUUUUC